This is a messenger RNA of Cylas formicarius (sweet potato weevil), 4248 nucleotides long. Its product is annotated as neurexin-4. NCBI's taxonomy places the organism in Eukaryota, Metazoa, Arthropoda, Insecta, Coleoptera, Brentidae. Bases 80 to 3916 code for a protein of 1278 amino acids. The transcript has 19 exons. The record is from RefSeq and is a predicted model, not a curated record.
CGCACACGAAUAUCACCGACUUUGACAGCAAGCAAGGCGUUGCCAAACAAAAAUUAGUUUUUAACGUUUUUGUUUGUGCAUGUGUCAUGUCAUUGCAAUGGUUUUGUUAAAUAUUUUAUUAAUUUUAUGUGUUUGGACUCGUUUUUCCUAUACAGCGUAUUAUGACGAGUACGAGUGUAACACUGCACUUUUAUCACGUUCAGCAUUGAGCGCAACAUCAUACAUGAGUGAGCGGGGGCCGCAAAAUGCUGUGCUCUAUGGUGGGAACGCUUGGAGUGCCCAAGAGAAUGAUUUUGACCAGCAUUUGAUCAUCGAUCUGGGCGAGGUAAUGAAUGUCACUAGGAUCUGGACCCAGGGCAGACCCCACAGUAACGAAUAUGUUAUGGAGUAUCGAAUUAGUUACGGCACCAACGGUCUGGAUUACGAAUUUUACAGGGACACAACCGGCGAUAUCAGGAUGUUCCGGGGUAAUCUGGACGGCGACACCGUCCACAAGAACGAAUUCGAAGUGCCCAUCGUCGCCCAGUGGAUACGCAUUAAUCCCACCAGGUGGCGCGACCGCAUAUCCAUGAGGCUUGAACUGUUCGGCUGCGAAUACGUGGCUGACGACAUGUACUUCAACGGUACGUCUCUACUAAAAGUAGACCUGCUCAGGGAUCCGAUUGCCGCCUUGCGGGAGAGUAUCCGAUUUAGGUUCAAAACGUCUUGGCCCAACGGCGUGCUGCUAUACAGCAGAGGCAGUCAAGGCGACUACAUCGCCUUGCAGCUUAGAGAGAAUAGAAUGUUGCUUAACAUCGAUUUGGGUUCGAACAUGGUGACGAGCUUAAGCGUGGGCAGCUUGCUGGACGACAAUAUCUGGCACGACGUAGUCAUAUCCCGAAACAAACGGGACAUCCUGUUCUCUGUCGACAGGGUCGUCGUGCAGGAAAAAAUUAAGGGAGAAUUCAACCGGCUCAACCUAAACCGAGAGAUUUAUAUCGGCGGCGUGCCGAACGUCCAGGACGGCAUAAACGUCGUCCAAAACUAUACGGGGUGCAUAGAAAACUUGUAUCUGAAUUCGAGCAACGUGCUGCGUGAAGUGAAGGAGGCGUACGAGUACGGCGACAGUUAUAGGUAUCAGAAGGUCAACACGCUGUGGAGUUGCCCCGAACCCCCCAUUGUACCUGUUACAUUUACGACGCCUCAAUCUCACGCGAAAUUGAAAGGUUAUGAGGGUAUGGCGUAUAUGAACGCUUCGUUCGCAUUUAGGACAUACGAGAGAGCGGGCCUAAUGAUGUACCACGCGUUUAGUUCCUCCGGAUAUGUAGCCUUAUACCUCGAAGACGGCAAGCUCAAAGUCGAGCUGACCGCCCAAGACAAGCCAAAAAUCGUGCUCGAUAACUUCGACGAGAGAUUCAACGACGGGCGCUGGCACGUGGUCGUCCUCGCUAUCAAAACGAACGAGAUCGUCCUCAGUGUGGACUACAGGCCGAUGACCACCACCCGCAUAAUGAAAAUCGUCACUGGCAGUCUCUAUUAUUUCGCCGGGGGCGUAUCCGUCGUUCUCGGUUAUUCGAACACCAUUUUCCCGGGUUUCAUCGGCUGCAUGAAAACGAUCCGCAUCGACGGCAACAGCAAAUUGCCCACCGACUGGAGCAAAGACGAGUACUGCUGCACCGACGAGGUCAUAUUCGACGCUUGUCGAAUGACCGAUAGGUGUUACCCGAAUCCGUGCCAGCACAACGGCGUCUGCAGCCAGAACGCCGCCGAAUUCAUGUGCGAUUGUCGAGGUACGGGCUACGGUGGCGCCGUCUGUCACUCGUCGAUCAACUCGCUGUCGUGCGAGGCGUACCGUAACGUCCAGCACGUCGGUCAAAAGGCCAGGAUCAUGAUCGACGUGGACGGUAGCGGGCCCCUGGCCCCGUUUCAAGUCACGUGCCAGUUCUAUCCGGACGGCAGGGUAACCACCGCCGUCCACCACGGCAACGUGGCCACCACUCCGGUGGACGGGUUCCAGGAACCGGGCAGUUUCGUCCAGGACAUCCAGUACGAGGCCAGCGACGACCAAAUGGCCGCCCUUAUUAAUAGAUCUUCCACGUGCCUUCAGCACAUCCAGUACGCGUGCAAAGAGGCUCGGCUGUUCAACUCGCCAUCCGAGGAGUUCCACUUCCAGCCCUAUUCAUGGUGGGUCUCUAGCAAGAACCAAAAGAUGGACUACUGGGGCGGGGCGUUGCCCGGUUCGCGCAAAUGCGAGUGCGGCAUCAUGGGAACGUGCGUCGACCCGACCAAGUGGUGCAACUGCGACUCUGGGGAUCGCGCGUGGCAGGUGGACGCCGGGGACUUGACCGAAAAAAACGACCUGCCCGUGAAGCAGUUGCGUUUCGGCGACACCGGCAACGCGCUCGACGAGAGGGAGGGUCGGUACACGCUGGGCCCGUUGAUAUGCGAAGGUGACGACCUUUUCGACAACGUGGUCACGUUCCGUAUAUCGGACGCCACCAUCGACUUGCCUAACUUCGACAUGGGUCACAGCGGCGACAUCUAUUUCGAGUUUAGGACGGCGAGCGAAAACGCGGUCCUGUUCCAUGCCAAAGGGCCGACGGACUACAUUAAGCUGACCAUAGUCAAUGGGAACCAGCUGCAGUUCCAGUAUCAGGCCGGCUCGGGACCUAUAGCGGUUAUCCGGGAGACGUCGUACAAACUAGCAGAUGACAGAUGGCAUUCCGUCUCGGUGGAGAGGAACCGCAAGGAGGCGAUGAUCGUUAUAGAUGGCGCUCUCAAGGCGGAAGUGAGGGAACCGCCCGGCCCGGUCAGGGCUAUCCAUCUGACGUCCGACUUGGUCAUCGGGGCGUCGACAGAUUACAGAGACGGAUUCACGGGCUGCGUCCGCGCGCUGCUGAUAAACGGACAGCACGUGGACUUGCGCAGCUUCGCCCGCCGGGGACUGUACGGCGUCUCCGAGGGCUGCGUCGGCAAGUGCCAGAGUAACCCCUGCCUUAACAACGGCACUUGUUUCGAGAGAUACGACUCGUACUGGUGCGACUGCAGGUGGACCGCUUUCAAGGGUCCUAUCUGCGCUGACGAAAUAGGCGUCAACAUGAAACCGAGCUCGCUCGUAAAGUACGUCUUUGACGGCUCGUGGAGAUCGACUAUAAUGGAACAUAUUCGGGUCGGUUUCACUACCACCAACCCCAAAGGCUUUCUUAUAGGCCUGUUCUCGAACAUCUCCGGCGAGUACAUGACUAUCAUGGUAUCCAACUCGGGUCACCUGAGGAUCGUCUUCGACUUCGGAUUCGAACGGCAGGAGGUCAUUUAUCCCGAAAAGCAUUUCGGACUCGGGCAGUACCAUGACGUCCUGAUUUCGAGAAAAAACGGCGGCUCCACCCUCGUCAUAAAGGCGGACAGUUACAAACCGAAAGAGUUUAAUUUCAACAUAAAGGCGUCCGCGGACGCGCAGUUUAACAACAUCCAGUACAUGUACAUAGGCAAAAACGAAUCGAUGUCCGAGGGAUUCGUGGGCUGCGUUUCCCGGGUCGAAUUCGACGACAUCUACCCGCUGAAGCUGCUCUUCCAGCAACAGGGACCGGGCAACGUCAAAGUUAUUGGAACCCCACUGAACGAAGAUUUCUGCGGCGUCGAGCCGGUGACUCAUCCGCCCGACGUGAUCGAAACGCGACCGCCGCCUAUCGUCGACGAGGACAAACUGAAACGGGCUUACAACCAAACCGACUCGGCCAUUUUGGGAAGUGUGCUCGCGAUAGUGUUCAUAGCCCUGGUUGUGCUGUUGAUAAUGAUCGGUCGGUAUUUGCAUAGACAUAAAGGGGAGUACCUGACCCAGGAAGAUGCGGGAGCGGAUUCGGCCCUCGACCCCGACGACGCGGUCGUCCAUGGUACGACGGGCCACCAUGUUCAAAAGAAGAAGGAGUGGUUCAUUUAGCUGUAUGUUUUCCAGAGCGUGACGAUACAAGCUCAGCAGGUUUUUUUUUGCGUUGUGUUCGUUAAUUUCUCCGUCCAGUUUGGUAACUUAAAUUAUUUUUUACUCGCUUUUCUUUACGUUGUACAUACUUUCAGUGAGAAUGUUAGCGGUUUUUAUUUUUUUUAUAUUUUUUUAUACCUUUUAUAUACAUGAAUGUAUAUUGAGAAGUGCCUUUGGCAUUUAGUUUCCUCAUAGUCUUUUCCAAUCCGAUGCACUGACUAGGAUAUUAUUCAAUUCGAGAAUGUAUUGUAGAAUUUUUGUAUUAAAUAAAUUUAACAAUAUUCUUAAGUCAA